Aspergillus welwitschiae is the source of this 798-nucleotide messenger RNA. RefSeq lists its product as uncharacterized. The coding region runs from base 102 to 632 and encodes 176 amino acids. The transcript has 2 exons. The record is from RefSeq and is a predicted model, not a curated record. NCBI's taxonomy places the organism in Eukaryota, Fungi, Ascomycota, Eurotiomycetes, Eurotiales, Aspergillaceae.
CUAGUCGCAUAUCAUUUGCGAUCACAAGAUUCGCAGACAAGCCGGGAUACCAUUGACGAAACCCCAUAAUUUCCCGCAUUAUCUAAUAACUGCGGGCAGUUAUGGCUUCCGAACCCAGCAAUAUUUCCAACAAAUUAUCAGAACAAAAGCCAACAAAUGGCGCCAAUCUCCCAGCGCAGCCAUCCGGCGCAACUGAGCCUGCCGAGGAGAGCAAGCCUACUUCAGACAUCAAGACCCUUAAUGAAGUGAAAUCUACCGAUGAGACGAAACCCCACUCACAGGUUCCCACAUCUGCAGAUACAGCUCCCAAGGAAUCUGUUACCGAGUCGAAUGUGGGUGAAAAGCGGGAGCACGAAGUAAUACCCACGACAGUGGAAGCGGCUAAAACUGGCGCCGAUGAUGCAACAGAGCCUGCAACCAAGAAGAAGAAGAAGAAUGAUGCGGAGAAGAACGGGCCAAAGACCGUUCCAUCAGUUCCUACGACUGCGAAGCACACCAAGAAAGGCCAAACUACAAAUGGGGACAAGAAGAAGUAUGGGCGAUCGAAAGUCGCAAAGGAGCCUGCCAAAAGAGACCCUCCCAUGGAUGGAAUUAGUAGUCGAACUCGCAGUCGCACUAAGGUUGCUCCUUGAACCGUCUAAUCGUUUGUCUCAAUGACGUUAGUAGCGGGCUUUCACCAAGAUGGCACUUGUCGGGAAAUAGUUGGAGGUUAGGGCACCGCUUGUGUACGAGACAAUCAUUUGCCUCGAAUAGCUGAAUACGAAUUUGAUAAGUAUGAUAAGCCGAACGAUUCUCUAU